AUGACCACAUCGCCGACCCCAGCCGCCCCCACGGAGGACCCCGCAAAAUUGCACAACCCGUACUUCUACCAGAAGCCCGGCGACAAGGAUAUCUGGACAUUGAUCAAUGAGGCCGCCGCCGAGGCGCAAAAGCUGCUGGGUGGCCGUCAGAUCGUCAACUUGGGCCAAGGGUUUUUCUCAUACAACCCGCCGGACUUCGCUCUUGACGCUGCUAAAGCCGCUUUGAACGAGGUUAACCAGUACGCUCCUGCUCGAGGCAACCCCAAUUUACUUGCGGAAGUCGCUCGCCACUACCUGACGCUGUAUGGACGUAAGGUUGAUGUCUCGCAAGUACAGAUCACCACUGGUGCUAACGAGGGGAUGCUCUCGAUCUUCUUCGGCUACUUGACCCCUGGUGACGAAGUUGUGGUGUUUGAACCGUUCUUUGACCAGUACAUUGCUAACAUCGAGAUGACUGGUGCUACCAUCAAGUACGUGCCCAUUAACUACCCGCUGAAGAUGGACACUGCCACCGUUACUGGUGACGACUGGCAGGUGGACUGGGCCAAAUUGGAAGCUGCCAUCACUCCCAAAACCAAGAUGAUCGUCAUCAACACCCCUCAUAACCCCAUUGGCAAAGUGUUCACCGAAGCCGAAUUGGAACGCAUCGGUAAGCUCUGCAUCAAGCACAACUUGAUCCUUGUCUCCGACGAGGUCUACGAAAACUUGUACUUCGGCAAGACCUUCCCCCGGCCGGCAAACCUCGCCAAUCUCCCCGAGCUCGCCGACCGCACGUUGACGGUGGGGCUGGCGGGGAAGCUGUUUGCCGCCACUGGCUGGCGCAUUGGCUACGUGCAAGGUCCAGCGAACCUCAUCAAGUACGUCACUGCCGCUCACGUGAGAAUCUGUUUCUGCUCGCCGUCGCCGCUUCAACAGGCGGUGGCCCAGGGGUUCCGUGCUGCUGACCAGUCCAACUACUUGGCUAAAACCCGCGACCAGUACCGCCACAAAUACCAGCUUUUCACGAAAGUGUUUGACGACUUAGGGUUGCCUUACACCGAAGCCCAGGGAGGCUACUUUUUGCUCGUGAACUUAAGUAAAGUGAAGAUCCCCAAAGACUACUCCUACCCGCCGGAAAUUGCCAGCCGCACCAACGACUUCAAAUUGGCCUACUGGUUGAUCCAGGAGCUUGGCGUCGUCGGCAUCCCCCCCACCGAGUUCCUUUACCCCGAAAACCGUGAGGGUAACGGCCUCGAAAACUGCUUGCGGUUUGCUGUGUGCAAAGACGAUCUGAUCUUGCAAGAGGCGGUCGAACGGUUGAAAUUAUUAAAGGAUUAUAUUUAA
Diutina rugosa is the source of this 1323-nucleotide messenger RNA. Its product is annotated as pyridoxal phosphate-dependent aminotransferase. Gene Ontology annotation, cellular component: mitochondrion; cytoplasm. Gene Ontology annotation, molecular function: pyridoxal phosphate binding; L-kynurenine:2-oxoglutarate transaminase activity. NCBI's taxonomy places the organism in Eukaryota, Fungi, Ascomycota, Pichiomycetes, Serinales, Debaryomycetaceae. Gene Ontology annotation, biological process: biosynthetic process. The transcript has a single exon. Bases 1 to 1323 code for a protein of 440 amino acids. The record is from RefSeq and is a predicted model, not a curated record.